AUAUCUUUAGUUUAAAAAACAAAACCAAUAUUCAAACAUGAAGUUCAUAGUAUGCCUGCUGUUUGUGGUGGCACUGCUGGGUCAACAGCAGACCAGCGCCAAGAGCUUGUCCAGUUCUCUGCACCAGUUCGACAAUGAGUUAGGUCGGGCUGCCUCAGAGUUUGGCCAUGAAUUGGGAGACGAGGGAACCCAGUUCGGACAGGAGGCCUCCAACAGCGCCAUUAACUUUGGACACCAAGUAUCCCAGGAAGCGGAACAAGUUGGCAGUGCUGAAAUUGGUUCUCUGGAAAAGCAGGCCCAGUCCUCUUCUUCCUCUAGCUCUUCUUCCGCUUCAGCUGAUUCCACUUCAUCAACGAAUUCCGCAACUGAUAGGGUCGUUGUCAGUACUGACCAGUCCACCAAUAAGGUUACCAGCAGUAAGACUACAACCUGCACCUGCGUCGACAGCGUAGAUAACUCUGGUAAGGAUGCCUCUGGCGCUGCCAAGUCUGUUGCCAAGGAUGCCUCUGGCGCUGCCAAGUCAGUUGCUAAGGACGCCUCUGGUGCUGCCAAGUCAGUUGCCAAGGAUGCCACUGGCGCUGCCAAGGUUGCCACUGGAGAUGCCAAGUCUGUUGCCAAGGAUGCCUCUGGCGCUGCCAAGUCUGUUGCCAAGGAUGCCUCUGGCGCUGCCAAGUCAGUUGCUAAGGACGCCUCUGGUGCUGCCAAGUCAGUAGCCAAGGAUGCCACUGGCGCUGCCAAGUCUGUUGCCAAGGAUGCCACUGGCGCUGCCAAGGAUGCCACUGGAGAUGCCAAGUCUGUUGCCAAGGAUGCCUCUGGCGCUGCCAAGUCAGUUGCUAAGGACGCCUCUGGUGCUGCCAAGUCAGUUGCCAAGGAUGCCACUGGCGCUGCCAAGGAUGCCACUGGAGAUGCCAAGUCUGUUGCCAAGGAUGCCUCUGGCGCUGGCAAGUCAGUUGCUAAGGACGCCUCCGGUGCUGCCAAGUCUGUUGCCAAGGAUGCCACUGGCGCUGCCAAGGAUGCCACUGGAGAUGCCAAAUCUGUUGCCAAGGAUGCCACUGGUGCUGCCAAGUCUGUUGCUAAGGAUGCCACUGGUGCUGCCAAGUCAGUAGCCAAGGAUUCCACUGGCGCUGCCAAGUCUGUUGCCAAGGAUGCCACUGGCGGUGCCAAGUCAGUAGCCAAGGAUGCCACAAAUUCUGCAGAUACAAUUGCCAAUAAUGCUAGCAAUGCUGCAGGCACGAUUGCCAAAGAUGCCACAAAUGGUGCAGAUACAAUUGCCAAAGAUGCCGUAAAUGGGGCAGAUACAAUUGCCAAUAACGCCGCAGAUGCUGCAGGAACAAUUGCCAAUAAUGCCGCAGAUGCUGCAGACACAAUUGCCAAAGAUGCCGCAAAUGGGGCAGAUACAAUUGCCAAUAAUGCUGCAAAUGCUGCAGAUACAAUUGCCAAUAAUGCCGCAAAUGCUGCAGAUACAAUUGCCAAUAAUGCCGCAGAUGCUGCAGACGCAAUUGCUAAUGAUGCAUCCAACUUCGCACACUCGAUUGCUAGUAUUUUUUAGAUAGCACAAUAAUGAAAUUGUCAUCCAUUUUUGAUCUACUUAAUCAAAAAUCGUAAGGAGCGGUAUUUAUUCCCUUACGAUUCAAAAUAUAUUCAUGUACUUGCUCUUCAAA
This is a messenger RNA of Drosophila guanche, 1661 nucleotides long. Its product is annotated as predicted GPI-anchored protein 23. Lineage: Eukaryota; Metazoa; Arthropoda; Insecta; Diptera; Drosophilidae. The record is from RefSeq and is a predicted model, not a curated record. The transcript has 6 exons. Bases 38 to 1549 code for a protein of 503 amino acids.